UAUGGUGCAGGUCUCAAUGAGGAGCCCAAACAUGGAGACAUUCAAGCAGCAGAAGGUGGAGGACUUCUACGACAUCGGAGAGGAGCUGGGGAGCGGCCAGUUUGCCAUUGUGAAGAAGUGCCAAGAGAAGAGCACGGGGACGGAGUACGCAGCCAAGUUCAUCAAGAAGCGGCAGAGCCCAGCCAGCCGGCGGGGAGUGAGCCGGGAGGAGAUCGAGCGGGAGGUGAGCAUCCUGAGGCAGGUGCUGCACCCCAACGUCAUCACGCUGCACGACGUCUUCGAGAACCGCACCGACGUGGUGCUCAUCCUUGAGCUAGUGCCUGGAGGAGAGCUCUUCGACUUCCUGGCCCAGAAGGAAUCUCUGAGUGAGGAGGAAGCCACCAGUUUCAUAAAACAGAUCCUGGAUGGGGUGAACUACCUUCAUGCCAAGAAAAUUGCUCACUUCGAUCUCAAGCCAGAAAACAUUAUGUUGUUAGACAAGAAUAUUCCCAUUCCACACAUCAAACUGAUUGACUUUGGCCUCGCUCACGAAAUAGAAGAUGGAGUUGAAUUCAAGAACAUUUUUGGGACGCCAGAAUUCGUGGCUCCAGAAAUUGUCAAUUAUGAGCCCCUGGGACUGGAGGCUGACAUGUGGAGCAUUGGCGUCAUCACCUACAUCCUCCUUAGUGGAGCGUCCCCUUUCCUGGGAGACACGAAGCAGGAAACGCUGGCAAAUAUCACAGCAGUGAGUUAUGACUUUGACGAGGAAUUCUUCAGCCAGACCAGUGAGCUGGCCAAGGACUUCAUUCGGAAACUUCUGGUUAAAGAGACUCGGAAACGGCUCACAAUCCAAGAGGCCCUCAGACACCCCUGGAUCAUGUCCAAAGGAGAAGUCAGGGCCCCAGAACAGCGGAAGACAGAGCCUGCCCAGCUGAAGACAAAGCACCUGAGAGAGUACACCCUCAAAUGCCACUCAAGCAUGCCUCCCAACAACACCUAUGUCAAUUUUGAGCGUUUUGCACGUGUGGUUGAUGACAUGGCUCAGGUGGACCAGGGAUGCCGUGCCCUGGCGGUGGCCCAGGACACCAUCCGGGAUGAUGUGGAAGCCCUGGUCUCCAUCUACAAUGAGAAGGAGGCUUGGUACCGAGAGGAGAGCGAGAACACCCGGCACCAGCUGUCCCAGCUCAAGUAUGAGUUCCGCAAAGUGGAGUCCUUGAAGAAGCUCCUGCGACAGGACAUCCAGGCCACAGGGUCCAGCCUUGGAAGUGUGGCCAGGAAAUUGGACCAUCUGCAGGUGCAGUUUGAAGCUCUGAGACAGGAGCUCUCAGCAGACCUACAGUGGAUCCAGGAACUGGUGGGCAGCUUCCAGCUGGAGAGUGGGAGCACAGAUGGCUUGGGCUCCAUGAUCCACCCAGAUGCCAGCGAGUCCCUAGUGGAGCUGUUCAACGGGUCACGCAGCAAGGAAGUCUUGGCCAGCUUGAAGCACUGAGCCCAGAAUCUAGUCAGUAAUACAUCCCGGGUGGUUUGCAGAAGCACAUUCCCUACUGCCCUGGAUUGGCUAGAAUUAUCCUUUAGGGGUGUGUGUCUGUAGCAUAGUCUUCCAGCCCCUUCACAGAAUUCAGAAGCCCAGAGGUGCCAGCUGGUUACUUAUUCUGCACCUCCUCUCACCAACUGGUUUUCUGGGAGAGGGGCUGGCUGGGCAGCCAAGCUGUUAAAAACAAUUCAGAAUGAAUACCCCUCAGCAUACCCUUCUCCAGCGAGAGGACGGCUGCGCCUGAGAGAUGCUUGAUAAUUGAUUUGUGCUGAUAGAUUUGUUCACAUCUCACUUCCCAUCUACAUGCCUUAUAGGUGGCAGAAUUUGGGUAAUAUUGAGUUAACUAGGGUUAACAGUAAGUCAGCCUGGUGCUUUAUAGCUGCUGAAGAAGGGAUUUAAUAUGCACAGAGAAAAUACUGCCUUUCACUUGCAUUGACUUUCCACUUACAAAACAUUUACGUCUUUGAUCCUUAAAAGAACUCCGUGAGGCAGGAAGGUGGGUGGCAUUAUUAUUGUUGUUACUAAUAUUUCCAUCUAAUGAGGAAAUUGACUCAGAAAAGGCAAUGACUGACUUAGGGCCAUUCAUAGCUACUUGAUAUAGAUAAAUCAGAACCUCAGGACGCCCAACUCUAAGACAAUUGUAUAUGGGAAGAAAUAGUGAGGCUUUGCUAUAAAUAUCCACCUUAAAAUUCAGAUCCCAGAGGUACAGAAGCAACUUCAUGUAUUCUGUCGGGUAUGGGUGGAUUGCCUCAUACCGUCCAAUGACUGACCCAGGAAGUGUGUCCUAGAAGGAGGAGCAGUUCAUUGUCCCUACCCAGCCCUGUUCCUGUCUGAAGAUCAAGCCUACAGAGCAAGAGGGAUGGGCAGCAUCUCACCCUUUCCCAGCUUUCCCCUAUUCUGGCUAAGGGCUCCAACCGUGCAUUGGCAAUAAAGACCGAAAGACUCAAGGAGAAGGUUCCUUUACUAUGUACUUGGGCAUUGGGCCCUGAAAGGUCUCUGAAACUCUGUGACAGAGUUUUUGAAGAUGGUGGUUAUUAAGACUGAGAAGCAUGAAGAUCAGUCGUCACUUCUUGAUCCCAAGCUUUGAGUACAGCUCCUCAAGGACUCUGUGAUCUCACCCCCCUUUUCCUACAGGAAGGGCCAGCCAACCAGCCCAUAUAGGCAGAGCAUGGAGUGUGGGCAGUGCUGUGCUAGAAGCUUGGGGGUGAAGGAACGGAUUUUAUUGUUUCAGAGCUCGCUGAAACCCUUAUCAGAUAGAUGGGGUAAAUGUUAUUUCCUGUUGGAGAUGAGGAAACAGAGAGGAAGUGAUUUUCCCAAGGUCCCAGUAGUGAUAAGACUUGAGACCUUCUGAUGAUAUGUCUAUUGUUCUUUCUUCUCUCCGUAACUGGCCCAGGCUCCAGGAGUUUACUCUCUACUUGAGGGGCAGGUAUAACCAGAACCACCCAUCCAUCCAUUCACAAAUAAUUUUUCAGCACUUGCCAAUUGCCAGGCACCUGGCUUGGCACUGGGUGUUGAGUGAAAACAGGCACAUUUCCUGCCUUCACCGAGUUCACAGUCCAGUGAAGGAUUUCAACAUUAAUCGAGGACAUUCUGUAAGUAUAGAAUUGCAGCUGGGAAAUGCUAUGAAAGGGAAGCAUGCAGUGUUGCAUGAACCUACAGUGGGGGGCUGAUCUAGUCAGGCAAAGCGUCCCUGAGGUGGUGACGCUGGAGGUGAGAUCAGCUAAGCACACCAGGGAGAAAGAAGUGUUGUGACAGAGCCCUCAUGCCAGGGCUCUGUGGUGGAUGGGGGCCUGGGAGGCCGAAAUCGCACAGACAGAAAAAAGCUGGGAGGAAGAGAAUAAGGGCAGGGUGCAGAUACGGCUGGAAAGGGGGCAGGACCAGCCUGGCUUUACCAUAUUAAAGAGUUCUGCCUUUAUCUCAAGAGCCACGGGGAACCGUGAUGGGGGAAAUGCCCAGCGGGCAGCACAGACCGGAAGUGGUUUAGAACAAGACAUGAGAUUUUGAUCUCAUGAAACUAUUUCUUCAAAAUCCUACCUCGUUUUCUAUUAGACUGCUGACCAUUUCAAAUUUCACAUAUAGUAUUUGUAACAGAAACAUUUUCAUCAAGUAUAAGAUCCUGCAGUUUCACCAAAUGUAAGAUGCAUCCAUGUUUUAUGUACCAAAGAAGAAAGAAGAAAAGCCCAAGAUGGGAAGUGCAAUAGGAGACCCCCCAGCCCCCUGAGAAGCUGAGACACCCUCGCUGAGAGGGAAAGGGAGAACUAAAGCCAGCGAGCGUGCUGAGAGGGAAAGCAAGGGAACUUGUGUGUCUCGGCCUUGACACUAGGUGGAGGGCAGGAAGGGCGUCCCCUGAGCACAGGAGCUCCAGGUUGGUAGUACUCAUGCAGCUCUGCUUUUCAAAUGUGCACAGUCAGUGCGAUCCAAUAGAACCUCAAGCAGAGAAUCUAAU
Messenger RNA from Manis javanica (Malayan pangolin), 3959 nucleotides. It is a transcript of the gene DAPK2, whose product is annotated as death associated protein kinase 2. The record is from RefSeq and is a predicted model, not a curated record. Gene Ontology annotation, cellular component: cytoplasm; nucleus. Lineage: Eukaryota; Metazoa; Chordata; Mammalia; Pholidota; Manidae. Gene Ontology annotation, molecular function: protein serine/threonine kinase activity; ATP binding. Gene Ontology annotation, biological process: positive regulation of apoptotic process; protein phosphorylation; intracellular signal transduction.